Paraphaeosphaeria sporulosa is the source of this 840-nucleotide messenger RNA. RefSeq lists its product as uncharacterized. The transcript has a single exon. Lineage: Eukaryota; Fungi; Ascomycota; Dothideomycetes; Pleosporales; Didymosphaeriaceae. Bases 137 to 589 code for a protein of 150 amino acids. The record is from RefSeq and is a predicted model, not a curated record.
UCAAAGGGAUGCAAAGUGAACAGAGCGUUUCUGUCAUGGGCAUACGAUACCCAAGACCAAAGCUGCGGGGUUUGAUGCUCAGGCGUACGCGUGGGCAGCGGCGUACCAGAAGAUAUCGUCAGACCACUGCUACACGAUGUACCACAGUAGGGCCGACAGUGUUGAAAGUACCGCCUUGGAUGGGACAAGCACUGCGGAGGUGUACGUUGGCAAGAGCACAGCUUGUGCAGAGGUAGGCUGUCUUCACUUGCAUCUUCAAAGAGACAACUGCUUGCACCAUUCCUGGGCAGAACGCCAGAACAGGAAUGGAUCCAAUAGCUACGCCAGUAAGCCGAGCGCCGCUCAUGCAGAGCCUCAUGCGACCUUGUUCGCUCUUGACGCAAGGCCAAUCGGCGAUGUACCCAAAGGUUUGAGGGCUUUACCGCGCAUUCGCUGUGUUCCCUGUGACGUCCGCCCAACGUUGCGCGUCGUCACAGGACCGUCCACGAUAGUCUGCAUUGGCCAAUUAGCGCGCGUCCCGUCCGCAAGCGAACCCCACAUUUGUAACGGCUACCCGCUUUGGGGGCUCACGUGGUGCGCGAGCAGCUGAGGGAUCUCCAGCGGUCAGGUUGUGGCGUGAGCAUGGCUGGGAAGGGGUAAACGAGGUCGAAGUGUGGUCUGCCUUGCUAGACAUACUAGAGAAUCCAUAGCUACGUAGGCAAGGUAUUUGAGAGCAAACGUGAAAGUGCUUUGCAUUUCAUUCUUUGAGUGAGUCCUCCACGGAGGGAAACCUGGGGUAACCAAGCUGCGUCAUAUCCUAUAACGUUUGUGGAGCCGCCGUACCUGAGCGCCGACGAGAGG